Messenger RNA from Amoebophrya sp. A120, 6891 nucleotides. The record is from the annotation of a GenBank genome assembly. NCBI's taxonomy places the organism in Eukaryota, Dinophyceae, Syndiniales, Amoebophryaceae.
CGCGCAAUCCGCAGCCGACUGUGGCGAUUUAAGCACACGAGACGCCAACACAGACGCGGCGCGGUUGUGCACGCAAACAGCUGUGGAGCCCAUGCGCGCGCCGCGUUUUCGGUUGCAUUGCAACACACUUUAGCACGAGCUAAGCCGAAGGUUUCCCGGGAAACCUUAAACGACCUUGCCCGAGCGGAAUCCAUUGAUUUCUGGGUCUCAGAGCGUCGCUUUCUCUUUUUUUUUUGUGCGCUUUGCUUUCGUGUUUCUCAAAUCUGCAUCUUCAAAUCCGCCGGCUUGUGCCUCUCUCGUCCCUGGUGUUGAGCAUUUUUUUCGUUGAGCAGUACAUUAUCAGUAUGUAGCAAGCUCCGAGCUCGGGCCUUUUACAACCACUACCAGCUUUGUCUGGUGCAAGAAUCUAUUGGCGCCUGACCGUCAUGAGCCAGGCUGGCGGGGCAACUUCAUCCAGCCGGCCGCCGCCCGCGGCGACGCUGGAGCGGUGGUUGGUCAGUCGGAUCAUGAAGAAGGGCGUGCCGUCGCUGUCGCAGGAAGAAAUAUCCGUUAUAAACGCCUCGAUGCCGGCCUUCGAAGAGGAGUGGAAAGCGGUGACGAAUCAGGACUUGCCGCCGGAUGUUCGAUCGCAGUUGACAGAUCGGCUGCAGAAAAAAGAGUCGCAGAUGAGGUGUGAUAUAGUGGCUCGCAUAUUUGUUGAGGAUGUUUUUUUAUCACGUCAACGCAAUACUCUUACUCUGCGGUCACUAAAGUUUUUGAAACCAAAACUAAUUUGUGCAACACACUAAACUUUAUUCUAUACGACUACUGGUACUGGCAAUACAGGUUCGAAGACCUCGACCAGAUACCUGCCUUCCACCGCGCUGUGAUACAGGGUGACAUCACCAUAUGGAUGUGUCAGGAUCGAAAUCGACAAAAUCGAAAAAUUUGUGAUGCGUAAAACGUAGGGCACUGAAGGCCUAUAUUGGGGAGCAGGCAAAUGAGACCGAUUGUAAGCCUGUUUAGGGGUAUGCAAUGCGCUGCAAGAGUAGCAUGACAGGAGGAGUCUUCUUUGCCCAGACAGCAUGACAAACUGGAUUUGGGUGCUCCCGAAGUUUGUCAUGCGCCAACUGAGGCUCCAACUGACAUCGAUUUUGUGCAUCACAAAUUUUUCGAUUUUGUCACUUUCGAUUCUGACGCUUCCAUACACCAGAGUAAAAGCCUUGUUGCAGAAAAACGUAUCACACGUGCGACGGCUAUCAAAUGCAAAAGUGUCUGGGUCUGGAAUGUUGCUGGGUUUGUCAUGCAUAUUUUGCAUGACCCAUGAUGUCUGUAAUGCACGACCUAGCAUCACAGAUUUUUAGAGGGCUUCCUGAUGCCUACUGCGCAUGACAAAUGCCCUCCGCGCGUAGCACAAACUAGACUCCUCUUGCUGGUCAUGCAAUACAGCUUUUUUUAGAGUCCAAAGGUAGCAUCACAAGUUCCAACCUUCCAGACCCAGACAUUUUUGCAAUCCAUAACGGCUGCUAACAGCAACCGAUACCGGGAAGAAAACAGCGCUGCACAUGGCGGCAAAGGAGGGCUAUGUGGAUAUCAUUCAGCUUUUGGCAGACCACAGCGCAGAGAUGGAUGCGAAGGUGUGAUAAGUACUAGCGUAGAGAUGUUGGAUAAGCAUAAGCUUUUCGCUCAUGAUGACAGAAAACUGCGAAUCAAUAAAAGGUGAAAGUGGAUUCUAUUUCCAUCCAGUCUUUUCAACAACGAACUACAUCGGUGCUCCUGCAAUUUCCGAUUCACAAAAACUCGAGCAAUUUUUCACAGGACCGCACCGGGCGCAACCCGCUGCACAUUGCGUGCGAGUACGGGCAAGCGAAAGCGGUGCAGAUGCUUCUCAAGUUCGGCAUAAAUCCGGAGCUGCCGGAUGGGUUGGGAAGAAACGCCUUUCAUCUCGCGUGCUGUUCCGAAAGUCUGCAGUCCAUCGACUACCUGCUAGCGAGGAAACCAAAACUGCUGCAGGCAGUCGACAAACACCAGCGUAUCGAUACUUUUUAACACUCGCAGUUGUACAAGAACCUGGCAUCACCUCGCUUUAGCUGCAUCGUUCUGCUUUCUUGCAGUUUCGGAUUAUAGCGCUGCUUACUAGGCAGCAACAUUUACAUUCAUGUAAAAACAACGGCGCAUCAAAUAAUUGAGUUUCUUCCAUCUAGGGAUGAAAGCCGAAUAAAACCUCCCGACGAAACUACAGGCACCGGGCUUUUUUACGCGGUGUUGAACACGCACGCGUCCGGCGCGGGGGAGAUUAUCGCCCAAAAGCUCCUCGACGGCACCGCCGACCCGAAUUUUCGGGACGCGUACCGAAAAACGGCGCUCCACUACGCCUGCGAAGAGAACCGGAAAAGGUGCGCCAUGCUUUUGUUAAAAUACCGUGCGGACCCCGCGGUCCAGGAUGGAAUCAACCGCAUGACGCCCUUGCAGGUGUGCACGAGCGACAGCUUGAAGCUAUGGAUUGCAAAAAUGUCUGGGUCUGGAAGAUUGCAACUUGUCAUGCUGUUUUUGGACUCGAAAAAAAUUUGCAUUGCAUGACCAACAAGAGGAGUCUAGUUUGCGCUACGCGGGGAGGGCAUUUGUCACACGGAGUAGGCAUGCGGAAGCCUUCUAAAAAUCUGUGAUGCUAGGUCGCACAUUACAGACAUCCUGGGUCAUGCAAAAUAUGCAUGACAAACCCGGCAACAUUCCAGACCCAGACAUUUUUGCAUUUGGUAGAAGCGUGACAUUCGCAAAUUCCUCGGCAUUCCCGAAGACUCCGCAAUCAACAUCGGGGCGACAAUAGCAGCUGAUCAAGGAGCUGGUACUGGUAUGAUUUUUUCGAGGAUGAAGGACAAGGAUGUAAGUAGUUGUGUCCUGGUAGUCCUGGUACUUCUACGGGGAAAAAUAACUUGUUGUUUUCGACCUACUCUGAAUCAUUGUUCGCAGGGACUGGUAAUUUGAUAUCCACACCCAUGUGUUGUACGUGUAUCGGGGCGGCGAUUUGGUCUCUGUGCAAGUUGUUUGUACAACUUGCAAAUAUUUCGAAAGUAGUUCUUGUUUUCGCUCAUUUGUACGCUAAAAACGACACGUGCGACGUCGGUCACAAUGAAAAAACUCGACUUCUUUCUUCAACCAGGUGACAGCAGCGUCCGCCGGAGUUCGGGCGGGAAAAAGGUGGAGUUCGAGCCAGUUUCCGACACCAACCAGCAGGGGUACACCGAUGCCAACAAAACCGCCGUCGCGCGCGCUCCCGUGGCCCUCGGCCUGUCGUUCGCGCAGCUACGAGACCGGUUCAUAAGGCUGAUGCAGCGGGUACAGGAGGGAGGGCUGCAGCAGUAUGAGCACAUCAAACAACCCCAUUUGUUCACCGCAAGCUGGAUGCAGGAUGUUAGCAGCCACCAGCAGUUACUCGGUAGAAGAAUCUCGUGUUGUCAAUUUUUUGAAAAAAUGAGAGGCAAAACCACAACCUGCGAAUAAAAGAAAAUUCACGACGACGUUGCAAAGAUAAGAACUGAAAUGUCAACAUUAAAAAGAUUGAGAUUGUGUUGAGACCGCCCGUGUAACUCGAUUUAUUUUAGGAUGUAUUCGCAAGAAACCGUUCCUAUACAACUCCCCCGCACACCAGGUGUGACUUUGAGCAAGAUCAGCGGCCCCGAGACAGCGAUUCGGAUUUUCAACCUGCUCCGCCCCCCGAGCCACUUUCCCGCUUCCCGCGGCGACGAGCGAGACAUUCUCUCCUACUACGCCAUGGGAAACGAGCCGGCGGAGGUGAAGAACGUGUGGGACGGGGCGGAGGACCCAUUCAAGCUGCUGUCCGCCGGCGCGAAGGCCGCGAACGAGAACCUGGAGGCGGAGUACGGGCAGGCGCGGCGGCAGGAUUUGAUCAAGGAGAUUUUCGAGCUGCGGCAGAUGGUGGAGACCAAGGAGUGCGCGAAUGAGGAAUUGAAAAAGAAAAACACGGAGCUGCAGAUGAAGGUGGACACGUACCUGUCCCCGGAAGAGGUCCGCGGGUACCGGGACGAGCUGGCGAGGCUCCGGGCGGAAAACACCGAGGCGGAUCUCGCGAAGCAGAAUCUGGAGGGGAAAAUCUCGAAGUACGAAUCCGAAGUGCGCGUGUUGAAGCAGGAGAUGGAGGAGCAGGCGGCCGCCGCGGGGCGGUCGAAAACCGAGCUGAACGUGACGAAAGCAAGACUGGAAGCCGAGAUGCAGCGGCAGGGCGAGGCGCAGGCGUGGAAAACGGUCAAGGAAAGGAUUGAGGUGCAACUGGACGACUUGGAAAACGACAAGAGGUUGCUCGAGCAGAAGGUCACCGAACUCACCACCAGACUCGAGCAGAAAGGUAGUACUCACUUUUUUUGAUAAAAGUAGUAGAGCUGUGGUUCUAAUACACGUAAAGAAAGGGCUGCACCUGCAUCUGCGGCUUAUGCAGAUAUGAAAUUUUCAUGUUCAACAUCAUGAAAAAAAUCACUGGAUUUCGUUGGUACGUCUUGAAGUAGCUACCACGCCGGCGGGCAAGGGAUCGUUGGGGUUUCUAGUACCAAAAAAUUUUUCUAACACGCGACUGUUUUAAUCCUCACACGACUACUACAGGCAGUGCGGUCAAGGCGGAUGAAGCGGAGAUUAAGCGCAUGGAGCGGCGCAUUCGCCUCUCCGAGGAGCUGGCGGAGAAGGAACGCAUGAAAGCUAUUGCUGCCGAGGACCAGGCAACCGCGGUCGAGAUCAAGCGGUCGAAGUUGCAGGCCGAAUGCGACAUGCUGAAGGACCGGGUGCAGUACCAGGACGGGAAACUCCGGGAGUGGCAGGCGAAGUACAAAUCCGUCAUGAACCAGCGUUAUCCCGUGUAGAAAAUUGUACAACAGUAUUCGCACACGUGAUGAAACAAAUCAGAAUCUUGGAUAGUUUUAUAAAAUUUGACAGAGUUACUAGUGAGUUUGUCAGCAGGUGGACCAGAUCUUCCGAGUUCUCUUGUAGGUUGGUUAGAUAUAUGGAAAGAAGAUUUUGUUGUCUCAACAUGUAUUAGCUUCAAAACAAAAAGUCUUCACCUUGUGCCUGUGCGAUGCAGUUUUCCUAUGGAUAUGCGCGCACAAGAGCAGUACAGUGAGGUUGCGAAGCUGGUCGGCUUGGAGCAAGAGACGAAGAGACUGCAGGGCGUGCUUGAGCAGGAGCAGGUGGAGAAGCAGCAGAUGAAGAACGUGAUUGAGAUGGAUGAGGCGGAGAUCGAGCGGCUGCGGCGCCAGCCCACCGACUUCAACGUUUUCCAGCAAUCCGGGGGGCAAACCAGCACCAUCGGCGGCCCAGCCGGACUUUCCCCCGGAGCGGAGUCCGCGUUCACCGCCAAAACAAUACGGAACAACGGACAGGAAACCGCCAUGGACACGAUGGGCACGGACGCCAUUCGCGGUUUGAACGAUUCUGGCGGUGGUGUACUAGCGGGAGAUCCUCUCGCAGCCGCUCCUGGUGCUGCGCCCGCUAGUACUAGUCGUGCGAAGGAUGUUGUGGAACAAGCUCCUGGCGAUGCAGCAGCGCCGGACCUGAUUACCAACGACGCAGCUUCAUCCAGCGCCGGGCGGCGAAGUAGCGUGGAGCGGCAGGACACGAUCAUACCGCCCGAACUGCGGAAAAGCGCGGUCGUGGAUCGGCAGGACACCAUCCUGCCGCCCGAGGUGCAGGCAGCGGCGGGGGUCGGCAGGCUGGUCGAUUUGAUUGACCUGAACGCGCCGGACGCGAAUGUCACAAGGCCGUCCGGUAUGAAAUGCAAAAAUGUCUGGGUCUGGAAGGAUCCGAACUUGUGAUGCGCAUUUUAGAACACAGAAAAAUCUCUCAUGCAUAGGUAGCAAAAGCUGCCAACUUGGACAUUCUGUCACCAAAAUGGGGGAUUUCUCAUGCGGGUUCGGCAUUGCGGAAGCUUCUCGAAACCUGUGAGGCUAGAGCUUCCACGCCAGACCUUCUGUGUCAUGCAAAAACAGCAUGAGUCUUCCAGACCCAGACAUUUUUUACAUUUGAUAUCCGGCCGAGAUGACAGCACGACGCCGCCGCCGGCGAGGCCAGAAUAAGCGGUCGAAAUAAACAAGAACCUCCACCAGCUUUGGUUCGAGUUGUCAAGAACAUCGGGGUUUUUUCACAUUCUACCAAACGAACAACCUUAUUGUUGUGACGUGGCCUGGUUAGUGCUCUUGUUGGAGUAUCCCCGUGGCCAAGAAUGAACAACAACAACGCAGACGCACAGUUGUAAAUGUUGAUACAGAUUUAGGCUAACGCUCACGCUGACUUCAAAGAUGUUUUCUAGGAUUUCAAGACAGACUACUGAAUUUCGGCGCGAAAGGUAAUUUGCAAAGAAAUGCUAAACUGAGGACGGUUUUUAUUGUAAGUGGAAGUGGACCUAGACCGCGGGUGGGUCGUAAAAAUAUUGCGCAAUUUUGACCCCUCCGCGAGACGCGAACUAGUUUUUCUGACGCGGUUACAGCUGUCGCGUCGCACUUUUUUUCUGGUCAACGGGAAAAGGAAGCAAUGGCAACUUCAGUUAUUUCCAAAGAGGAGGAUAUCGACGUCGGUUCUCUGAGCUGUCGGUUGUUUGAUCUUUAUGUUUAUUCCGUGGCUUGAAGCUCCUGCUUAAGCUUAUUCUGGUGUUCGCGAAACUUAUUUACGUCUCAGCGAAUCAAAACUCCAUUUGUAUAAUUGUAUGCGCAUCUAGAUCUACACUUUGACUUGGUCUUUCUGUAUUUGAACUCGAUCCUGAUAGAUGCUGACCAUGUAGCGGAACUAGAGAACUGAAAUAGGUAUUGAACAAAGGAGGUCGCUUGAAAAAGACUGCUAAGCGUGCGACUCCAAGGACGAAAGUCGGGCUUUGGAUUGUAGCGGGCUGCUGGUAGUCGUAGUCUCAGGCAUAGG